AGCUAUAUGUAAGUGAUGCAACUGAGUCACUGGUGACUGCGUCUUCAGACGCUUCACCACAGAUCCUCUCCUGAACAGUGAAAGCGACCAGCGAUGUCGCAGCAGAAGGCAGUGUGGCUCAAGGCUAAGCAAGGGUCUUUCGAAGUCGGUCCUGCGCCGAUACCAAAGCCCGGCGAGGGCGAGGUGCUCAUCAAGGUUCACUCGACGGCGUUGAACCCUGUCGACUGGAAGAUCCAAGCGUGGGGGUUUCUGAUCGACAACUAUCCCGCUAUCCUCGGCGGUGAUGCCGCAGGCAUCGUCGAGGAAGUCGGUCCCGGCGUCGUGAAUCUCAAGAAGGGCGACCGAGUAUUGACAAACGGCGUGAAAGGCAAUGAACAUGCGACUUUCCAACAAUACACGCUCGGCUAUGCCGACGUGACAGCCAAGAUCCCAGAGAACCUCUCCUUCGACCAAGCAGCGACGAUUCCCCUCGGUAUGGCUACCGCCGCGACUGGGUUCUUCAACGCAGACGCACCGUCCUCCAGUGUCGGUCUCUUCCCAGCAUGGGAAGAUGGUGGGCGUGGAAAGUAUGCUGGAGAGCCUAUCGUUGUCAUCGGUGGAGCUAGUUCGGUCGGUCAAUACGUCAUUCAGCUAGCCAAGCUCGCUGGCUUCGGCCCUAUUAUCACCACGGCCUCCCUGCGCAACACCGAGUCUCUAAAGGGACUCGGAGCGACGCACGUCCUGGAUCGCAACCUCUCGAAGGAUGCGCUCAUCGCGGAAGUCGCGAAAAUCGCGUCUGCGCCUGUGAAGGUUGUGUGGGACACCGUCUCAGAGGCUGAGACGCAGAACGUCGGCUACGCGAUCGUUGCAUCCGGUGGGACACUCGUCAUUGUCUUGAACGAUGCGGUGCAGAACAAGACGGCGGACAAGCGGAUUGUCCAAACCUUGGGUAACACGAACAUCCCACAGAACCGCAAGGUGGGGGCGAGUCUAUAUUCGAAAUUACCCGCGCUUCUGGAAGGAGGUACCAUCAAGCCGAACCCUGUGGAAGUGCUUCCCAACGGGUUGGAGGGCAUUAUUGCUGGCCUGAACAAGCUCAAGCAGGGUGUCAGUUACGUGAAGCUCGUUGCACAUCCCCAGGACACGGCCUGAUAGUUGAAUUGUCGAUACGAAUACGGUGUGAGCGUCUUAGGAGGAAAGUUGCUGAUGCGGCAGUCACAAUGAGUAGUUUGUAGAGGUUCAAUACCUUCAGGAGCA
Molecule: messenger RNA, 1236 nt
Organism: Rhodofomes roseus
Lineage: Eukaryota; Fungi; Basidiomycota; Agaricomycetes; Polyporales; Fomitopsidaceae
Product: chaperonin 10-like protein
Exons: 6
Coding region: 94-1131 (345 amino acids)
Molecular function (GO): oxidoreductase activity, acting on NAD(P)H
Source: RefSeq, a predicted model, not a curated record